Molecule: messenger RNA, 603 nt
Organism: Centruroides sculpturatus (bark scorpion)
Lineage: Eukaryota; Metazoa; Arthropoda; Arachnida; Scorpiones; Buthidae
Product: 60S ribosomal export protein NMD3-like
Exons: 6
Coding region: 1-582 (193 amino acids)
Biological process (GO): ribosomal large subunit export from nucleus
Cellular component (GO): nucleus; cytoplasm
Molecular function (GO): ribosomal large subunit binding
Source: RefSeq, a predicted model, not a curated record
AUGGAAUAUCUUUCUCCUGGUGAUUGUACAACAGAACAGGGAAAUAUGCAAAGGAACAAUACCCCUACUCNAAAAAAAUUGAAAGGAUUAAAUAAGGUACAUCUGGUUGAUGCUAGUUUUGUAUGGACUGAACCACAUUCUCGUCGAAUUAAAGUCAAGUUGACAGUUCAAAAAGAAGUAAUGGGUGGUGCUAUAUUACAACAGAUAUUUGUUGUAGAAUAUACUGUUAAUAACCAAAUGUGUGAUGAUUGUCAUAGAGUAGAAGCAAAAGAUUACUGGAAUUCUGUAGUGCAAGUACGUCAAAAGGUUGAACACAAAAAGACUUUCUACUAUUUGGAACAGCUUAUUUUGAAACAUAAAGUACAUACAUCUAGUUUAAAUAUUAAACCUGCAAAUGAUGGUCUUGAUUUUUAUUUUGGAAAGAAAGAUGAUGCUCGAAAAUUUUCAGAUUUUCUACAAGCCACUGUACCAUGCAGAAAUAAUACUUCUCAGAAGCUUAUUUCUCAUGAUGUUCAUAGUAAUGUAUACAAUUACAAAUUUACUUUUUCAAUUGAAAUUGUUCCAAUAUGCAAAGUAAGUUGACCAUUAAUGAUCUUAAUAUCA